AGUGACCUGUUGAGGUUGUGCGACGAAGAUAUUUACUAGAAAGACGCUUUUUCUUUCGCGAAAAGUUUUCGUACUCAGCAUCAUACUAGUCAUGAUUCAUCAUCAUAUCGUAUGUUAACUUAGAUUUACCUUAGACGUUACACAUUCAUAAUAGUUACAAAGGCCUUUGCCUUGUAUCGUAGAAAGGCGGUUGGGGUUGCUUUUCUACUACUUUUGUCGAAAAGUAUUCCUUUUCUAGCACCAGGCAUUGUAUUUUGUACGGCACACGCCCAGCUCAGUCGUGUUCAUUUUCAACCAAUCUUCAGCACGAAAUUGAAAACGAAGCAAGACGUAGAGCAAAUAUACUGGCACUUUAUCGCCCUAUUUUACGGCAGUAUCCAAUUCCAACUCGUGGGGGAACUACCAAUCUACGUGGAACUUCGAUUUCCAUUUUGUCACUUGUUACUCGCGCUAGGCAGUAUCUAUGUACCUACGACGCAAAGUAACGCAACCUAUAUGUUCUUCUAGACCCCAAAGCAACUCCUGACUAAGCUACCCCAGAAAUAUUAUUUGACAACAAUUUGUAACAAAAUUUCUUGAAACUGAAAUAGUUGAAUCCCUACGAAUAUAAUGUCAAAAACUUCCUCGACUAUCGGCCCCGUUCCCACGUAUACCGCAUUCGCCGCGCCGUCGGAUUUUCCCGCCCUGGAUGUUGGCGCGACUAGCACUACGGGAAACAGACAGAACAAGCGCCGGGGCGGUGGGGGCGGUGGGACGGCAACGUCGUCGAGUAAGGGUGGGGGGAAGCACUGGCGGGUAAUGCAAAGACCACCGGUUACUUCGAAGGAGCAGAAGGAAACGACCACUUCUACAGCAACGUACGUUAUGUCUUCGCAGACGGAUAGUCUUCAUCUACUUGAAGGUCCUACAACUUCCGGAGGUCCAACGAGCACGGGCUAUCACCCGACGGCCAGAGCUGCUGCUGCAUCUGGCGGAACCGCAAAUAAUGGUAGAAGAAAUAAAAACCGUGUGGGUCCCGCACCGCUAGUGGAUGAACUCGAGCCUGGUAUUAAAAAUGGUAAUGGAACAAGUAGUAGACCACAAGCCCAACAAAGAACGCCGCCAACGACAGCAUCCUCGUCCUCUUCUCGCGAGAUAACGAACUCCGGUGCAGCUCCUGGUGGACCAUUACAGUCACAGCCUCGGUUCGACAGUGCGGCGGAGAAAAGUUACCUGGAGUUGCAGGGCCAAGAAGAAAAUCUUAUCCCAGGAACUACAGGAGAUGACAUGCAGCGGCGGCCCCGGAACAACCGGCAAAAUAAACCGGGGAGACGGGACCGGAUGCGCAUGCGCGAGGAGCGGGAGAGACAGGAACAAGGACAACAACUACAUCAAGUGCCGUCAACAUCUACAACUUCGGGCAUCAUGUUUAAGGAAGUUCCCUUUAGCGAGGAGCAGGAGGAACUGCGGCAAAGGCGGCAGGACGAAGAGCUGAUCGUCCUCGAUGGUGGCGGGGGCUCCAAGCGGAGCAAUUACACGCCGAGAAGCAAGAAAUUGGAGCAGGCCGACGCCGGUUUGUACAAUGCAUUUGCGACUUCUGCCAUGGAGGAGCGGAGAGUCGGGAGCGUAGGUGUAGAGAAUGAUAAAGCAGGGGCCUCGGCACUAUCGGCUAGGAGCAGAAGAAGAGGAGAACUACCGAAAGAGCCACCAGCAGCAUCAUCUACUCCUGCCACAUCAAAACAACUACACCCCCGACGAGGAGAUGAUACAGACAGAGAAGUGCUAGAUGACCUUCCUGUCGUCCCGGUAAAUGAAAUAAAGGAAACCAAAAAUGUUGACAAAGACGACAGCGCACCUCCACUUCUAGCCUCCUCCCCCGCGGGCGCGAAGCCGAAACUGCGGCCGAAAAAGAAGAAGCCGGACGAGAUUGACGUACAGAAGGAGCAUUUGCGACGGCUAGCCAAGUUCAAAACCGAGUUCGUAAAGGAACUACGCACCGAGCAGUUUCGCAAGAGGCAGUUCCUGGACAGGCCGCUUGCGGAACAACAAGAAGACGAUCAGGAGAGAGACGAAGCAGAUAUCAACUACUUCGAAGAAAAAGCGCGGGUGGAAAACUACUUGCAAACCCUGGCGAAAAAGCAGGAGUUGCAGCCGAACCGGAAGCAAGCCAUGAACUUGGCGUUUCGACGGAUCCAGCAGGCCACCGAGGAGCUGUUCGGCGACAAGGCCACGGUGGAGCUCUUCGGCUCCGUGGUGAAUGGAUGCGCGACAAACGCAAGUGAUUACGAUUGCGGCAUAAGGUUCGUGGAAAACGAAAAGACCCUGAAGGAAUUGCUCCGAGCGGAGGAUUUGAGUACUCCUUGUUCUAGACUGUUUUUUAGGUCGUGCACGAUUUUGAUGCUUAGAAAAAAAGACGUAGUACUAGCUAGUCCUUCUAGUUCUAUCUUGAUUCACACAGAAGUUCUGAAAAUAAAUUAUCGUGAUUUUUUACACGACCUGCUCAAGGGAGGUCGUGCUACUUACUCUCGCUGAAAAUAAAUCAGAAGAGAAAUUUCCAGAUCCAGAAAAAUGAAACCCCACGUACAAUUUUUCCAGGUUACGCCACGUCCGGCGGGCGUCGGGUUCGCGCGGGCAACGAGCUGUCUGUGGCGGCGUUGCGGAAGAUCCAGAAGCACAUGCAGAAGGACGAGAAGUGCAAGAGGACGACCCUGAUCGAGGGCGCGAAGGUGCCCAUUCUGCAGCUGGAGUUUUUUCCGAAGGAGGAGAAGUUCAAGCCGAGUUGCUUCGACAUUUCGAUCACCACCAAGAUGUGGACGUACGACAACAGCCGGCUUUUGUACUUGUACCUGCACCUGCAACCCAACCGGAUCAUCCGGCACUUGGCGGUGCUGGUGAAGCAGUACGUGAAGGAACGGAACCUGGGGUCCGCGAAGGAAUCGAUGCUGAGCUCCUACAGCUACCUGCUCCUGCUCAUCCACUACUUGCAGGUGCUGGACUACCUCCCGGGGCUGCAGGACCCCUCGCUCAUCUGCCACAGCUGGGACGAGAAUUAUGGCGGCACGGCGGGCACCUCCAAAACGACCCCCGAACCGGUCGUGUACGAGCACCACUACGAUGAGGAAACGGGGGAGUUGCGGCGCACGCGGUCCAACCCCCCGCCGCAGCUUUCCAAGGCGGGCGUCCACUACGGCGAAACGUACCGGUUCUUCGACUACGAACGGGCGUGGGACGAGAAGAACAACCCGCAGAUCGACGACCGCCUGCUGUCCACGACGGAAAGGGUGCUCGCGAAGGGGAAAAAGGCCCGGCCGGUGAACCGGACCGGGGCGGACUUCGUGACGGAGUUCCACCUGCAGCGGGUGGACAAGGACGGAGGCCCGGAUCUGAUGACGCUGUUCAAGGGCUUCCUGAAGUACUACGCCGAGGUGUGGCGGACGGGGACGAGCGUGCUCACCAAGUCCAUGGUCUCCGUCAAGGCGGUCCGGAUAAAAGACGAAUUCGUGCAUUACUACUACGAUCACGGAAGUAGACCUAGAAGUGGCAGUGGGACAGCAGGAGGAGUCGCGGAGCCGGCGAGUGCGGAAGGUCGUGCGGCCGCGACGGUCGACGUGUCGACGGCAGCAGUAGAGGAGGACGGUUCUGGUGAUCUUGGAAAAAACGGAAAAGCAGGGGGGAAAAUAUUGACAAAAAACGGAGAAGAUCCAGCUUCUUGGGACGACGAGCCACCAGAGGUGAAGGAAGACCUGCCGCAGCAGGAGAACCCCGAUUUAUUUUCGAGCGUCAGCAACAUCAAUUAAGGCUCAAAAAAAUCCAUCCGCUCAACGGCUCCCAAAAUGUUUGAAGCCUGGCCAGAAAAAAGGCAUCUGCGCAAGAAGACACGCGCAGCAGUUUGUGACGCUCGGCUCCGUGAGCGCGUUCGCGCUGCAAAGUAGCGAUUUGAUUUUUUGAACCUUUUUGCGGACCUUCAUUUGUGAUCGUGCGCCUUUCGGGGCGGAAAAGGAGCUGGGAGCGUUUUAUCAUCGUUUCCCGCUCUUUCGCAACACUCUGUGACUUGCAGAGCUUGCAAAUUUCUUUCAAACUUCAGUUGAAGUUCAAAUUUGACUUGAAGCUUUAAGUCAAAUUUGAGCUUCAGCUGAAGUUUGAAAGAAUUGAACUAGUCCCACAAGUGGGUCCAACAAACAAAUUUCCAAUAGGAUUCGGCGUUUUCCGGACUUCUGUCGGACACCGCUGAAGGAGUAGAGCAAACAAAUUUGCGCAGAAAAUUGAAUACCUGCAAAUGUACGCGAAACGGUGAAAGGUAGGAAAAGGCUGUCAAAAUGGUCGCAGCUCGUGUUUUUUGAUGCUCGACGGGGGGCGCUUUACAAACUACAGCCACAGCAUCGGCGACGGCAUGCAAAGUGAAGCUGUGAUAUGAGUACGGUCUCGCCAACCGCAUUGCAACAGCUCGCGCACACAGAUCGCGCAAAGUGCUUGGCUUUGCUCCUCGAAUGCGAAGCGGGGCCCUAUCGACUUUUCAUCCCUUGCAAGAAUUACUUCAGCAAACAUUUUGGGAACCGGGCUCGGAAUGGAUUUUUUUCACCCCUAAAUCAAGACAUCAAAUCCAGGAAGAAAAGCUGCAGAUGAAGAAGUAGAAGACCAAGAAGAAAAACAGCCCGCUGGUCUCGAGGACUCCGCGACCGCCGCCGCCGCGGACGAGAUGUACCGCGCGAAGCUGAUGGUGCAGAUGCGGGACCCGCGAGAGCUGGAGAAACUGCUGCUGAACCAGCCGGGGCUCGUGAAUUUGGAACAUGUCGAGCGGGACUUUUGUCCGAAAAAAUCACGGCAAAACGACUGGUACUUCAUGAUCGAGGACCCCAUCCAACCAGACCGGUUUCUGGGCCUCAACCGCGACAACCACGAGUGGUGGACCUGGAUGCUGGGGGACGACCUGCGCGAACUCUCGCGGAAAGACCUGCAGCUGAGGCACGUCGAAAAAAUCUUCGGACGCAAACUGGAGGACAUACACUGAAAAUCGAAUCACCUUGUUGAUGCCGUGCUUCAUCUGCGUGGGAACGUGGACGAGGAACAAGCGGCCUAAAUGUCUUCUGUGCCGUCGGCCGUUGCUGCGGGGACAAGGUGGUGCUGGAUGUAGUCGAAAGUGAUGUGAUUGGUUUUGCACUUGUUGUUGUCCGAGUCGUGAUAGAAAGUGGCUCAUUGCUUUCCAUAUUCUUGCAAUGAUGGACGAGAAAGAAAAGUAGUGGCGCGAACUGCGAUGAACACCAAGUAGAACCCGCAUCAUGGAAUCGGCAAGAAUAAGGUGUGUCAAAUUCACUUUCACACACAGAAAUUGGCGCUAUUUGUGUCGUCCUAGCAAGAACGGCUGCAGCAGUCCUCAAGAUGCCACUGCCAGCAAUUUUAUCGACGAAGGCGAUGAUGUCGUCGUGUUACCACUAAGAGCGUG
This is a messenger RNA of Amoebophrya sp. A120, 5419 nucleotides long. Lineage: Eukaryota; Dinophyceae; Syndiniales; Amoebophryaceae. The record is from the annotation of a GenBank genome assembly.